Messenger RNA from Astrephomene gubernaculifera, 4758 nucleotides. NCBI's taxonomy places the organism in Eukaryota, Viridiplantae, Chlorophyta, Chlorophyceae, Chlamydomonadales, Astrephomenaceae. The record is from the annotation of a GenBank genome assembly.
AACAAUGGUGACGUCUCAAAAUACUCACAGUGACAUGUCAAAACACAUGGGCAUGGAAUUCGAACUCGAUCGAAACGUCUCAUAGCCAAUCAUUUCUGACCUUCCAGCGUCAAGGCGGUCGCUUUAGCUCCUGGCUUUCUUGCGGUGGCAGCUGUGAAAGAGUCCGAUCGAGCAGGUUGCAUCAGGCGCGGCUUUCUUUGCCUCGACUCGCGUAGCGAUGAUGCUGGACGCUAAAGCGAAGCACAAUCUUCUCUCGCUGGACGCGGCCAGCCUUGGAUUGCAAUUGCCAGGGACAUCUCCUCCAGCAGCCGGAGUUGGCGCUUCCCGAACAGCAGCGACCGGGGUACCUUCUCUGCUGCUUGGCGCUGGUGGCUGGAACGGCGCGCUUCAAAACGGCCAGAUCCCCCUGCUUGGUUCCAUGCAGUUUGCCGGGCACGGGGUCCUUCCACAGGCCAUGCCAGGACUGCCUCCGCUUCCACCAGCUGCUGCUGCUGCGGUAGCCGCCAAGACACUGCUCCCUUCGGGCAACAUCGCAGCCAGCGUUGCUCCAGCACAAGCAGCAGCAGAUCCCAGCUUGGCAGUGCCAACACCACCGCUGGCCGCGUCACCCCCGGCUGAGCCCAGCGAUGGCUCCAGCCCCUCGACCUCCCAAGCAAGCCACGAGGCUGCUGCCGGUGGGGGCAGCCCGCCACCUGCAGCAGCAGCAACAGGUGCUGCCCUCGACAUGUCGCUCGUAGGGCCGCCCCCGACCUCUCUCGCGCAUGCGGCCUUUGCAGUCCUGAGCAGCAACGGCGGUGUUAAGGCAGGGCUGGGACUGCCGCCGGCCAUGCCCGGCGUUGGCGUCGGCGCUAUCGCAGCCGCCGCACAAGCAGCAGCCUCCGCCAGCGGUGUCAACACGCCCAGCCUUUGGCUGCACCCCUCUCCAGGCGGCGCGUUCAACCCUGCCGGCCAUCCCGCCUGCCCCAAGCCACCGCAGCCUCCCACCUUCAACCGAACUAGCGGAGGAGGAGGAGGCGGGGGCCUAAACCUUACCUCAGCAGAUGGCUCAGACCCUGUAGCUGCUGCUGCUGCGCUGGACGCCUCCAUGUGUGCUCUUUUUCCCAUGGGUCGGCCGCCGCUGGCACCCGGCGGGCCGGCUCUGUUCCCCUCCAGCCUCGCAGACCACCCUGCAGCGGGCAUUGGCUGCAGCACCAGCUUUGGCGGCAGCGGCAGCGGGCACUUUGGAGGCGUAGGGCUGCCGGGCGGGACACCGCUGGGCGUCAGCCCGUCUAGCCUGGGCACGUCCCCUGCGGCCGGCAGGCUAUCCUCCCGGCGCCGUACCAGCGGCACCAACGUGCUGAGCUCCUCCGUGGGCGCCAAGGCCAGCUCCUCGGCGCCCGCUCUGUCCGUGAAGCCGGACAAGUCGGGAGCCACCAAGUACCGGGGGGUGCGGCAGCGGCCCUGGGGGAAGUUCGCGGCGGAGAUCCGCGACCCGCACAAGGGCUGCCGGUUAUGGCUUGGAACGUACGACACGGCGGAGGAGGCUGCACUGGCGUACGACAAGGCCGCCCGGGAGAUCCGAGGGCCUCGCGCUGUCGUGAACUUCCCCAACAUUAACCACACCGCAACCACCAUGCCUCACGAGGAGGAGAGCGGGCAGUGGGACCAUCACCUGGUCAGCUCCUCCCUCGGCACCUCACCCGUCUCAUCCAGCUUCGCAGCCGGCACGCCUCCCCUAAUGGGCGGGUCCGCUCCCGGAGGCCGCCACAGCAACCCGGGCGCGCACCCCCACCACCAACCAGGCAUGCCGCAUGGCCUGAUGCCACACCGGAACACCUUUGGCGGCUUUUCCAAUGGUUACAAACGGGGAGGAGGAGGCGUUGGAGGUGACCCGGAGACGAUUGCGGAGGGCGAGUCGGAUGUGGAUAUGGACGAGGGGAUGAUGGAUGAGGCCGACGGCAUGGCGGAGGAGGGGGGCUUGUACGGCAACGCCGGUCGCAGCAGCGGCGGAGGCGGCGGCGCCGCUCGCACCCGCUUGAAUGUCGUGACGGGCGUUGCGACGACGGUACGACCGUCACGUCCGGCGGCUGCGGCGGCCGUGGCGGCGGCAACGGCGGCGGCGGCGCGGGGCGGUUUGGAUGAGGAUUUUGACGGAGAGUUUGAGGAUGAUGGGGACAUGGUCCCAAGAGCAGCGGCGGCGGCUCAUCCGCCCAUGCGUGCUGGCAGCGGCAGGCGGCAGGCGGCGACCAUGGAUGUUGAAGACGAGUUGGCGGAACUGGCGGACGCGCUGUUGCUGCUGCAUGAGAGCGCGUAAUCCCGGCUUGUGGAUGUCCCCCUUGGGAAGAGGCUUUGGUCUCCGUUUUCUCCUCCGUUUGCAUGAAUAACGCGGGUAAACCCUAUAGACACUGUGCUGCUUACUGUACGGUUCGCGAGGUGUCGUGGCCCCCCCUGUGCCCCUCCGGUCGGCAUUCCUUGUGUUGUUGCAGCCCUCUCGUUGGCCCUCCUGCGCGGUGCCGCGCAACGGGUUGCAACAAUGCCUCGUGUAGUAUUAUGAAGUGAUGGCCAAGCGGUUAUGCCAACGAUAAAGGCACAGGGCACGGCAGGCGCAUGAUGUUUAGAUAUGCAGAGUCAUCUUUCUUCUCGCUUUGCAUAAAAGGUUCGCUUUGUCGGGAUCGGUUCAUUUGCCUCUUAUCUCUCCUUGUACGUUUGCGUGCCCCUGGGGGUUAUUAGAUUCGCUGCUGAUGUGGGGCUUGCUUGAUGGUAUGCUGGGUGGGAUGGCGCGGAGCAGAGACAUGGGUCUUUCGUAGUUUGCAGCUGUGAUGUGGGUUGUUUGGAUACACUGUCCUUAUCCAUAAUAUUUAGGAUUUGCAUAGGCUUUAUUCUUGGCCGCCUCUGCAGCCGGUUACAGUCGUAAGGGUUCGUACUUGGCUUCUGAUGGUUCUAAAGGAUGUGGGUUGCAGCCUGGGCUGUUGCUCGCGCCGGCAGCCUCCGCAGUCGGGUCUGUGUCAAGCUGAUAACAGUCGUGGGGGCGGACGGAUUGAUGUUGCGGGUUUCGGUGUCGGUCCCCAGUGCUGGUGCGCUGCAACGGGGCGGCUCAGGGGCUGAGGACUUCACGCGUGGAAAGGAACGGAUUGGAUUGGAAUUGGCUUAUUCACUAUGGAUGUGUGGGCUUAUGGAGAAAGGCAAGGAGCCAGAAGAAGAAGAAGCAGUAGGUAGGUUUGCCGUGUGUUGAAUUGGAGGUUCAGACCUGUGCCAAGACUCCGUUAGUUUCUUACUUGAUAGCUUGUUGUUGUUGUUGAGGCGCAAAUAUCCUGGGCUCGCAUACGGUUGCGGCUUGCUGCGCCGGCGGCUGUGUCGCAGUUGUGGGUCGCUAAGGCGCCAGCGGUUGGGGCGCUGUAGCUUGUCCCUGUGUGUGCGAGUUGGCCCCGAGCUUGGUUGCGAAGGAGGGCCUGUCGGGCCGCAGCCACAGCCACAAUUUUGCUAAAAUUUGCGGUUUGAGGGUUCCGCCUGGUCCAAUUUUGGAUUAUACCGUAUCUGCAGAGCGCUUCUUUACCCAUGGAUGAGUUUAUUGGAACCAUGCAAGGUGCACGUAACCGUGCGGAUGGGGAUUUUCCGUGUCCCAGACGCGAGGUUGCUUGACGGUGCGAACGGGCGCCGAGUGCGUCAUAUGUCUGACUGACAGCCGCAUCCGCACCACAUGUUGGAUUGCAGAAGAAGAAGAAGUUGAGAGGGGUCCUCCGUUGAAGAAGCAAGCGAGGGUGGCAAAUGACGGUGGUUAGUUGAAGGAGUGUUGUGGUCGUGUGGGGGUCGAGAAGAUACAUAGGCGAGGCGAUUGGGCCGAGGGGCAGGUAGGCUGGUCUGGUAGGGCCUUGUGACCGUGCGUUAGGCAGCUGCGUGCUUUGGCGGAUUGACGCAUACCUACAUUUAGACGAGCAAGGGCGAGGAAGGGGAGUUACGAGGAAAGGGGACAGGAGGACGGCAGAGGGUGUAGACAACAUGCCGUACCUCGGCGGUUGUUGUCAAACACAGGCGGGUCUUUGGAGGCCCCCUGUGCCGUGUACUUGUACCGCAAGCAGCGGGGGCGGGAGGAUGUGGGAUGUCAAGUGGGUUUCGAAAGAGAUUGGUGGGUUGCAGCGCCAAUCAAGAUGGGCUUUCUUGUCCCCACACAUUUGUGCAUUGACAUUGUAUAACGUCGGAAGGGGCAUCUUGCGUGUUGCUCGGGGUUUGCCUGAUUGCGGCUGAAGUGCGGUGUUAGCGCGUGCAGUGGUGGUCGCAGCUGCUGUGGUUAAGCGGCCAGCAGGGUAUGCAGGGGGGCUCGGUACUGAGGUGUGGAGUAGCAGCUCCAAGCGGGAAACGGCAAACCCGUUGCAGAACACCGGUUUGCGCUUUCCUUCAUCUUAAAGCCCGACAUGCUGCGGACGGUUGUGGUGGGAGAUGUAUCAGGGGUCGUUGGAAUGCCGUGAAACCCCAGCUGGAUUACACGCAAGGAGGCACGAGGCCCGCUCGCCCGCCCGCCACAGGCGAGGCGUCAUUCUUUGGCUUAACUUUUUCUGCACAUGUAUUUUAUGUUUCGUAUUGUGAAGGGGGUGCGGACACGAUUGCCUGCCAUGCAGUCGCCAUUGCGUGUGCGCCGGUAUGUGUGUGUUAUGGUGCUGUCGUGGUCAACGAUUACGGGUACUAAGCCGCCUCGUAUAGCAAGUGAUGUUUAUUACGUGUCAUGUUCAGUCGUGUCAUGCAAAUGGCUCGCGGUCUCCUCACAUCUGUAACUUUAUCAUUAAA